ACUCCUGCCGCUGUCGGCGUGGGGGACUCGGCGUGGGUCCCCCGCGUCCCGGCGCAGGCGGGAGGGCGGCCGGGACGCCCCGGCCCCGCGUCCCGCCGCGGGAGCGGCGCUGUGCCCCGCCUGGCCCCGCGUUGUUCCCGCUCGGCGCGGCGCUGGCGGCUCCCGCGGCCCCUCCGCCCCGUGCCCGGGGGGCUUCGCGCUCGCUUCGCCGCCCCCCCACCCGCGUUGCCAUGGGCACGGAGCCGCCGUUGGGCGCCGCCGCCGCGGUCCUGCCCCCGGGCCGGAAUGGGACGCGGGCCCGGACAGAUAUGAACAAUGACCAUAGUUAACAAGCCAAAAUCUUCAAAGUCUAAAAAAUCUUCCUCAAGACGGUCUGACAAAUCUAUGAAACCCCGUACUAAAAAAAUGACGUCUCGCACUGCAAGUUUGGGCCGGGUACCUCCUACAGAAGAUCCAAACAAAGUCUCUGUGGACAAAGGUCCUGGGGGGCAUAUUUAUUGUAGAUCAUCUCAAAAAUCAAAGCCUUUUGCCCAAAGAGAUCUAGUUGUUAAUGAUGGGAUUGCUCCGCCACAAAGAAUUCUUUUUCCACCUGAGAAAAUCUGUAUGGAUUGGCAACAAACACAAAGUGUUGGAGUUGGGCUGCAGAACCUCGGCAACACUUGUUUCCUUAAUUCUACUCUCCAGUGUUUGACCUACACGCCUCCUCUUGCCAACUACAUGCUUUCACUUGAGCACACCAAGUCAUGUCACGUAGAAGGAUUCUGUAUGAUGUGCACAAUGGAAAGUCACAUCAACCAGGUCCUGUGUUGCUCUAAUAAUGCCAUCAAACCUACGUCUGUUAUCAAUGGCCUUAAAAGAAUAGGAAAACAUUUCCACUUUGGCAGUCAAGAGGAUGCACAUGAAUUCUUAUGCUUCACUGUUGAUGCUUUACAGAAAGCUUGCUUGAAUGGAAGCACCAAAUUAGACAGAUCUUCUCAAGCCACCACACUUAUUUAUCAAAUAUUUGGAGGAUAUCUAAGAUCUCGAGUGAAGUGCUUGAACUGCAAAGCAGUGUCGGAUACGUACGAGCCAUUUCUCGACGUUACUUUGGAUAUAAAGGCAGUUACAUCUGUCACCAGAGCUCUAGAACAAUUUGUGAAACCGGAACAGCUGGAUGGUGAAAAUAGCUAUAAGUGUAGCAAGUGUAAAAAGAUGGUUCCAGCAUCAAAGAGAUACACAAUACAUCGCUCUUCCAAUGUUCUCACAAUAUCACUGAAAAGAUUUGCAAAUUUUACAGGUGGAAAGAUCAACAAGGAUGUAAAAUACCCUGAAUAUUUGGAUCUUCGAGCAUAUAUGUCCCAAUCUAUUGGAGAGCCCCUCAUCUAUGCUUUAUAUGCAGUUCUUGUACAUAGUGGCUUCAACUGUAAUGCUGGACACUAUCUCUGCUUCAUCAAGGCUGGUAAUGGACUUUGGUACCGAAUGAAUGAUGCCUCAGUAGAGCUUUCUGAUAUCAAAACAGUUCUCAAUCAGCAAGCUUAUGUACUUUUUUAUAUCAGGCGCUACGACCUGACGCUGGGGGAGCGCGCCUUCUACCUGCCCGCGCCCUCCUACCCGCGCUCCUUCCUGGGCCAGCGCGGCGCCAGCAGCAAGCAGGCUGCCUUCAUGGGACCACGGCUGCCUCCCCACAUGAUCAAGAGUUCAAGUCGUUUAAAUGGAAAUGGACCCUUAAAAGAGGAUCCCAGUACUGUUGGUGUUGCUGUAAAAAGGCCGUCUUCAGCUCCACCAACAGCUUGUGUUCAAAACUGGGCGAUUUCCAGGCCUUCAAUGGCAGACCCUUCCAAAACGCAGAAGAUCACGAUCAGUAUUCACAACAAGCUGCCCCCACGGCAGGCGGUGCCGCAGGCGGAGUGUCCGAGCAGCGCUGUGGAGGAGGAGGAUCUGAAGCCCCUUCCUUCAGCCACAAUUACAAACUCUUCUGCAGCAGAGCCUACCUCAAACCUCUCCACAGUGUCAGUUGCUACUAAUGUCUCCAAGCAGGAGGUUCCUGAUGAGAUCUUUGUUGAGCCAGCAGUGAAUGGAAACCCUAAGCUCUGUGCUGAUAACGUGGUUCCUUACGGUGCAGAGCCUUCAGGAAAAUCCGAGGAGUCCAAGGGCUUGUUCAAAAGGCAUUGCAACGUCAUUUCUUCCAAUGGAAUUCUGAUUGGGAAGGUGGUCCGUACAUUGCAUAAUUCCCAUUCAUCCUGUCAGAAUGCUGAAGAGAGAUCCCAGCAUGAGCUGCCAAAAAUUGAUUCCCUAAAUGGUGCUAUUAGUUUAGAUAAUGAAUAUAAAGAAAAUGGACUGAAACUUGAUGAUUCCACUUGCCAAGUCCAACCCGUUAAACCUUCUGAGAUUUUCUUCUCUAAAGCAAAUGGAGUGCUUGAAGCGAUGCCUAAAGCUUUGUCACCAGAUCCUCAAGGUAUCUUAGACUCUCUUACGUACAGCCAGUUGAACAGCUUGUCAGAGGAAAAGAGUGUCUCUGGACCUCAGAAAUCUUCUGACAGUGAUGGAGUUACAGAUACUGUAGUGAUGGAAGCACUGUUUGCCUAUGAAGAAUCCAGGAAGGUUCCUUCCAACUUUAGCUGUGAGGUUGAGAAACUUUUUACUCAAUCAGAUUCUGAAACCGUUUUUACCAAAGAAGAAGUUGCUGAAAGUAUUAUAACAAAAGCUGAUAAUGCACAUCUCAAUAUCAAUGGUCAGCACAAGGUUAGGAAAAAAUCCUUGGAUAGUGAAGGUGAAUUCCUUGGGCAGUGUGAGUCUGAAGACAUCAGAGAUAAGGACAAACUAAGAAGAUCAAAAGAACCUGAACUCAUUUCAAAAGAAAAUCCUUUGUACAUCAAAGGAUCUCCUGAGAGCAAAGAGAAAUUAGGGCAAAUUUCCUCUAUAAAGCCUGACAUUGAAUGUAGUUCUAAAAAACUUGCAUCUCUAGAUAUUACAGAUAAAUGCCAAGAUACAAAGGACAUUUCUAAUAACUAUGUAGAGGUACCACCCGUUAAUGACUCUUCUAUUACAAAGCUGGAUAAAGUAUUGGAAAGUCAAUUUUCUAGAGCAGAUGAGGGACUGAGUAAUAAAAUAUGUGAAGAUGAUGAUAAACAUAUGAAAAAAAAUAAGAAAAAAAUCCAUGACUCUAAAAGGACUGACAAAGAGCACUACCGGAGGAAGAGAGAAAACUCGGACACGGAGGAGAAGGAGAGGCAAACCAGAAACAAAGCAGAUGAUCAUUCCCACAGGAGGAGGAGCUCUCACAGCAUGGAAACAAACAGGCAAAGCCGUCACAAGCAGGAGUAUUGCAGCGAGAGCAAGUACAGAUCCUCCCACAACGAGAGAAACAGUCCCAGUAAUGGCAGGAGCUCAGGAAAAUAUUCUCGUUACAGAUCCCGAAGCAGAGAAAGGACAGAUCCAGACAGGAAUAGGUAUUAUUAUUCCAAAGGAGACAGACCUUGGAUUAGAGAAAGAUACUAUCAAGAUGAACCACGGAGAUGGGAUAAAUGCAGGUACUACAAUGAUUAUUAUUCCUCCCAUGGAACAAGGGAUGGUAGGGAGAGGAGGUCCUCUCAUUGUGAUAAAGACUAUGACAAAUUGAGCCAAGCUUACAGCAGGUCACACAAGGAUUAUCACUGCAAAAGCAGAUGGGCUCACAGCACACUCUCCCGAGAGGAGGAUGUGCAUCACUUCAGCAGCCACAGAGCAAACUUCCACCACUGUUCAGUACCUCAGCAGCACUCGGAAAAAUAUUCCCGCGAAAGGCACGCACUUCCCCCAGUGUCAGCUCACUCAAACUUUGAGGACUCUUCCCGGGACAGCGAAAAAGAAAAACUAAGAAAUGGCAAAAGAAAAUACUCCCACCAAGAAGAAAGUGGAAGUGACAUAGAAAAGAAAUGCAGAAAGACAGAUGACCAAAGAAUCAAAAAGUAUAAGAAGGUCAAGAAGAAAAAGAAGUCCAAAGAUAAACAUCGAGAGAAGGAUUACAAACUUUAUGAUUUGGAUUGCUCUGUGCUCCACUUUGACAAUGACAAUCGCAAACAUAAGAAAAAGAAGAAAAAGAAGAAGCACGACAGGAAACUGAAAGACUUAUUGGAAUAUUUAGAUCCUCGUUUCCAGAAGAAAACAUGGGAGAAGAAGGAAGAAUCCCGUCCUCCAGAUGACCAUUUAUGUGAGCAAUACAGAAACCAGGGCAGUAAACAACCCUACAAGGAAGAGAAGCCUUCUGGUGCAGGUGACAGCAAGAAAUACAGCUCCAUGGCAUCCACUGAGUAUGUCAGAGAUGUGGAGCUGACUGAUGAAAGCCUUCAAUACUCAGACUGAACCCACCACCAACCCCAAGGACUUCUGACCACCAACCCCAACAACCCUUCACCUUCAAAACCAACAACUUCUCAUCAUCAAAACCAACGACUUCUUACCUUCAACGACUUCUUACCUUCAAACCUGACAUUACCAAUAGUGACCAUCAAAACUUAAGAUUUAUUAUCAAUUACCAUCAAGACAAAAUCCAGUCAUAAGUGGUGCUUAACAUUUCUGUACAGAAUUUUACCAUAUAAGAACUUUUUUUUAGUUUUUAACUUGAGACUUUCUUUUUUAAAAUAUACUUCUAAUCCAAAAGGGUGAAAACUUUUUACAACUGCUGAACAUUGUAAAUUACCACAUAAAUAUCUCACUGAGCUGAGAUAAUGCCCUGGAAUAGACCAUCUCAAAUGCUGCUUAAUUACAGACUCAGGUUGACUUUAUGUUAUUCAUGUAAUGUUACUCCAAGUUAAGACAUCUGGUGCAAGAGCGACCAGGAAUUAUAAAAGUUGCAACUGACAGUCUGUAUAUUUAAUUUAAAGACUUAUUUAAAACUUCACAAGUUUUGCAAGAGCUUCAUUUUUUUUUUCUGUGGUCUGACACUAGAAACUAAUUUACUUCACAUUUGAGUUAUAUUCAAGAUCUGAAGAAAAUCUUCUGGUUUUCGACAUUGUGAAACAACAAAUAUGCAGUUCUGAAUGUAUCUCUCAAGACUAUUUGUAUAUUGUUCCAUAUGUUUUUAUUACAUUUUCUUAAUAUACUGUCAUUUGUCUUAA
Molecule: messenger RNA, 5075 nt
Organism: Passer domesticus (house sparrow)
Lineage: Eukaryota; Metazoa; Chordata; Aves; Passeriformes; Passeridae
Gene: USP42
Product: ubiquitin specific peptidase 42
Exons: 17
Coding region: 316-4320 (1334 amino acids)
Biological process (GO): regulation of apoptotic process; protein deubiquitination
Cellular component (GO): nucleus; cytosol
Molecular function (GO): cysteine-type deubiquitinase activity
Source: RefSeq, a predicted model, not a curated record